GUGGUUGCUUCAAUAAGAGUGUCAAUUCAAUGGCCACCAGCUGAGGAGUAUGAAAAUACAGAGACGUUGGUACUCCUUUCAAAUGAACAACAUUUUGUUGAUAUCAGAUUUCGUGAUGAUAUUGAUCGUAUCGAUUGGAUCUUAACUGGUAAGGAAUAUGAUAUCCCAAAUACAAAUAAGAUUGAGUUCCAACAUGAAAUAAACACUAAUGUUCCAGGUUUCCAUGGUGGUGAAUUUGAUGUUGGUAAUUUCAAUAGUAUUCCAAACACUAAUGAUCGUGAGGAAACUGGUGAAAUGAUAAAUCCUCAAACUCGUAAAGUUCAACCAUAUCGUGAAGUAUGGAGAAGUAUUGAUCCUUUAAAGUCAACAUUUGAAAACUUUGUGAGAGAAGAUUCAAAUAGUGAUGUCAAAGUCCCUUGUGUUGUAUUAAAAGUUGUUCAAAAACCUGGUGUUAAUUACAUUGGUACUGUUGUUAGACUUGGUAAUUUUUUGCAAGGUGCAUUGUUGAAUAAAGAUACUGAA
This is a messenger RNA of Hansenula anomala, 522 nucleotides long. RefSeq lists its product as uncharacterized. The record is from RefSeq and is a predicted model, not a curated record. The annotation marks the transcript as partial. The transcript has a single exon. Lineage: Eukaryota; Fungi; Ascomycota; Saccharomycetes; Phaffomycetales; Wickerhamomycetaceae.